AUGGCACGACCCACCGAAUCCCGCAAAGUUUGGACUACCCUCAUAACCAAUACCGAUUAUCUCUCUGGCCUGCUUACCCUAGAUUACUCACUGAAAGCUCAGAAAUCGGCAUACCCACUCCUGGCUCUCUAUACUGAUACUUUCCCUCCUGUUGGUCUUGCUGCGCUGGCCUCCCGCGGUAUCCCCGCCAAGCGCAUUCCCUACAUACUCCCUGCCGUUCACAAAGAUUAUUCCAACGAUCCGCGAUUUUACGACUGCUGGUCCAAGCUUACCCCUUUCUCACUUACAGAAUACGAUCGUAUCGUCCAGUUGGAUAGCGACAUGCUUAUUCUAAAAAACAUGGAUGAACUUAUGGACCUGGAACUUGAUCCGCCCGAGCUAUCUGGGCAAGGCCGAAGAGUAUUCGCUGCAGGUCAUGCCUGCGUUUGCAAUCCUCUCAAGAAGCCACACUACCCCAAGGAUUGGAUCGCAGCCAACUGUGCGUUUACCUCGCAGCACGACAAUCCUGACGAAGCACAAGUCGUCGCUGCAGACCCUUCCGUAGGGCCGUUAGGCUUCAUGAACGGUGGUCUACAAGUCGUCAAUCCCUCUCAGGCUGUAUACGACCUCAUUAUAGAUUACAUUAAUAGCGACGCGCUGCCCAAUCUUGACUUUGCCGACCAAAGUGUCUUGACAAAUCUUUUCAAGGGCCGUUGGGUGCCUCUUCCAUACAUCUAUAAUGCGCUAAAGACUCUACGAUGGCCAGGAGUUCACGAUAAGAUAUGGAGGGAUGACCAAGUGAAGAACAUUCAUUACAUCCUUGCCCCCAAACCAUGGGACGAAAUGGACACGGAGGGAAAGUUUAUUGGAAAGGACGAGUCACACAGCUGGUGGGUGAAUUAUAACCAGGAGAGGUUAAAGGCGGAGAAGGCGGCGGGGAUUCCGGCUGACGGAUUUUAG
Messenger RNA from Psilocybe cubensis, 939 nucleotides. RefSeq lists its product as uncharacterized. The transcript is spliced from 3 exons. Gene Ontology annotation, molecular function: glycosyltransferase activity. The coding region runs from base 1 to 939 and encodes 312 amino acids. The record is from RefSeq and is a predicted model, not a curated record. NCBI's taxonomy places the organism in Eukaryota, Fungi, Basidiomycota, Agaricomycetes, Agaricales, Agrocybaceae.